Messenger RNA from Fibroporia radiculosa, 1350 nucleotides. RefSeq lists its product as uncharacterized. The record is from RefSeq and is a predicted model, not a curated record. The transcript has 2 exons. Bases 1 to 1350 code for a protein of 449 amino acids. Lineage: Eukaryota; Fungi; Basidiomycota; Agaricomycetes; Polyporales; Fibroporiaceae.
AUGUCCCCUUCUCCACUCUCUCCUGGUGUCGUCUACGUCGUCCUCCAAUACAUCGCACCACCCUCCCAGCUAACUCAACCUCUUCCGCCGCACUUGCUAUCCAAGUCACUACUGCAGAGGCAUCAUUUUUUGCAGCUCCUCCCUGACAAUCCUGUAGAUUAUCUAUGCUGGCCUUCAUCAGAAGACCAGCGUGGACGCGUCAUCGAGUUGCUGGAGAACCUACCCCGGCCUCUGGAUGACGAUGAACCUGCGACAUAUCUCGUCCAGUAUGUUUCAGAUGACGAACAGACAUACGCACAUGUUGGUCUGUCGCCCGGGAGCGAAGAUGGUGUCAGAUUGGUGUUCGAAUGGGAUGAAGACAAUGGCUGGAAGUACCACGAUACUGCCUUGAUGCCUUUCCCCUUAGGUAGUCGCGCUAAUCUUCAAGAUGCCACCAUGUCUGAGCGGUCUAAUCACGAUUCCGAACGUAUUUUGCCAAUGGUACAUCUUAUUGAUCACGAAUACGAUCAUGAUGGGCUCGAUGGGAGCGACGACGACGACGAUUAUUGGAAUGCGUACGGCUCCCAAGACGACAGUGCUUUGUUUAAUAAGGACUUGUCUGCGUCGGUGAAAGGUACGGAGACGGGAGCGGAAGAUGCGUAUUGGGCCCGCUAUGCGUCCGUACAUGGUACGGCUGACUCUACUCAGCCCUCGCCUCCGCCUCAGCCGAAGCGUCGAUUGCAACCGAUUUACUCGGAAUUUGUCGACGGUGACACACACUCACCGGGGCCUCUGCCUGUUCCCGUCCGCUCAGGUUUCAAUGAUUCGAGCGACGACGCUCUUCCCAUUCCUCCUUCGGUCAUCAGACAUCCUAACUUGAGCUCAAGAUGGGACCCGGCUUCGCCGCGUGCGCUGGCACAACGUCUUGCAGCUGUGUCGGCUCGAUCCAGUGGUUCGCCCAGCCCAGUCCGAUUUAAAGAAGCAGAGAUGGUUGAGUCAGAAAUGGGCUCACCCACUGUUGGGGGUAGCAGUGGCAGCGACGAGAUUGAGGAAUCUCUAUUCGUCCCCUUUACGAGAUCUGGGGAGUUUCUGGUGCCCGCUUCAGUAGAUGUGGACCGAGGUGCCUGGAAGGCUUCAGACGGGUCGACGGGUCACAGUGAGACGAAAGCCUCUAUCGAGCUUGAAGAUAGUGCGACUGAGAGCAGCAGUGAGGGCGCGCGAAUGGAUAUGGAGGCGCUGCGGGACAGUAUCCGAGGUAUUUGGGGGCUGUGGCGGACGGCAAGGCGAGGAUCGCGUGCGGACGAGUCGACGUCGUUUGAAGAUGCCCGGCGUAUCUUCCAGGAGGUCGUUCAGGAGGUCGUCAGUUGCUGA